GGUCAUAUGGUCUCACAAAUUUUUUUGCCGCGGACUCGUAAACACCACCACCUAGUCGAAUUUUUUUCUGAAUUCAGAAAUUUCCGUUGAUACUUCCCACAAAAAUACAACAUCAACAUUCUGCACGUUUAAAUAAUACAAAACGUGCGGCUCCCCGUCUCGCCAUCCCCCUCCGGCCAACCCACCAACAUCAAGAAAUUAGUCAAACAUAAAACAGAAAUUAAAAAAAACAGAGUCCUAAAAAAGAAACAAAAACGAAAUACGAGAGAAGAUCUGAUCUUCCCCCAUACAAAAAAUAUCCCGCACACACACAGAUCAGAUCCACAGAUCAUGUUCACCGAAAAGGGAAUCUUUCCCAUAGGCGAUGGCCUUUUGGAUGUGGAUGCCGAACGCUUGAAAGGAUUGCUCGUGUCGUGUCGUGACAUCAACGAGAUCUACGAGGUGGAACAGACGCCGUUUGCCAGGGGUAAAUUCGCCGCCGUUCGCCGUGCCAUUCACAAGAACACGGGCUCCCAUUUUGCGGCAAAGUUCCUGAAGCGACGACGACGUGCACAGAGCAGUGAUAAGGAAAUCAAACACGAGAUUGCCGUCCUAAUGCUCUGCGAGGGCGAGGAGAAUAUUGUCAAUCUGAAUGCGGUGCACGAGACACGCUCAGACACAGCCCUGCUGCUGGAACUUGCCACUGGUGGCGAGCUGCAGACCAUACUGGAUAACGAGGAGUGCCUAACAGAGGCCCAGGCCCGACACUGCAUGCGUGAGGUGCUGAAGGCGCUCAAAUUUCUACACGAUCGAUCCAUUGCCCACUUGGACCUCAAGCCACAGAACAUUUUGCUCGCCGGCGAGCGCAUAGAAGAUGGCCUCAAGCUCUGUGACUUUGGGAUCUCGCGUGUUGUGUGCGAGGGCAUCAAUGUCCGUGAAAUGGCCGGCACACCCGACUAUGGCCCCGAGGUGCUCCAAUAUGAGCCGCUUUCCCUGCUAACGGACAUCUGGUCCGUGGGCGUACUCACCUAUGUCCUGCUCUCCGGCUUCUCGCCCUUCGGCGGUGACACCAAACAGGAGACCUUCCUCAAUAUAUCGCAGUGUGCGCUCACCUUUCCGGACAACCUAUUCGGUGGCGUCUCCCCAGUGGCCAUUGACUUCAUACGCCGCGCAUUGCGAAUUAAGCCAAACGAUCGCAUGAGUGCCGCUGGAUGCCUGGAGCAUGUCUGGUUGAAGGACGAGAGCUCGCUGGAUAGACAAAUGUAUUUGCAGGCGCAGAGUGAUGCCGAAGAGGAGGAGGAUGAGGAGGAGGUGGACGAAGAUGAUGAAGAACUUGAGGAUGAGGAAUUGGAGCAGCCUGUGGCUGAGGGGAAGACAGAGGAGCAGCAGCAGCAGCAGCCACAGGAGCAACAGAAGCAACAAAAGCCCAACUGUGGCAGCAGCAGCAGCAGCAACAAAUCCACGCACAAUGGCUUGGGCCACCAGCGGGCCCACAGCAAUGGCAGCAGCAACAGCAUCUCAAAGAUACCCAUUGCCACUGGGAAGCUAUUGGGCAGUAGCAGUAACAGUAACAGUCCCAGCACAGAGACAACCACAGCCAUACACACGCUGACCAGCAAUGGGCAGGCCAUCUGCCUGCCUGCCAAGCCCACACAGAUUGUGACGCCGACACGCCGUGCCUCCGACUCGGACAAGGAGAACACAUACACGGCCACGUUUGUGAAGAAGCCCCCGGUGCAGGCCACCAUACAGCUGGGCAGCAAUGGCCUUGAGGAGUCCUCGACGGUGGUGGUGGCCACCCUCACGCUCUUUCCCGAUGCCCCCACCACACCGAAAGUGAUCCGCAAGACACCAACGGGCGAGUCGAAUGGCUCGGCCACAUCGGUAAAGGCUCUGGUCAAGAAGUUUCAGCUGGAGGAGACGCUUGUGUGCCCGGGAGGAAGCAGCAGCAGUGGCAGCAGUAGCAGCAGCAGCAGCAGUCCCAGCAACAACCACAAUGGCCAUAGUCCCAUGAACGGCUGCAGCAACGGCAACAGCAACAGCAGCAAUAUGCGGCGCAGUGCUGGUGGCAAUAGCAGCAACAUUAGCUAUUCGGCAGCAGCCGCGACAGCGGCACGAAUGCAUUGCAUUCGUCGUGCCUCCGAGCCGCUGACGGCCGUUUACAAGAAGCAGCCACAGAAUGGCAGCAACAGCAACAGCAAUUGUUCCAGCAGCAGCAGCAGUAAUCCCAGCCCUGGCAGCAGUCCCAAUUCGGGUAGCACGGCGACACUGCUACUGAACAGCCAUCGCCUGGCGUCCGCGUCGGUGCCAGCGAGCACGGCCACGGCCAUGGUCACGGUCAACGGCAGCAGCGCUGUAGCCACAAGCAGCAGCAGCAGCAGCAACAGCAACAGCAACAGCAACAGCAGCACCACCAAAGCACCGACUGCCGCCACUGCCCAUCAUCUGCACCAUCACCACAUGCAUCACCAUCAUCAUCAUCAUCACCAUGUGGUGAUUGCCGCCAAGAACGCAGCUGCUGUUGCCGCCACCAACAACCUGAGCCUGGAUCAGGGUAUCAUCUGUUAGCUAAGGGUUAGCCGUGCGAGCCGCAAUGCCAAAAGUUUCUUUCAUCGCUUCCUCUGCUGCAUGUAACAGAGCCCGUCGCGGCCCAGGUCCCCCCAGUUGUUGCAGCGUCGCAGCAGCUCUCCUAGCUGCGGGUCUACUAGGAGAGAGCCGCCCAUGGGUAGAUCGAAUUGGAUUGGCCAUCCUGCCGAUGGUAAUGGGAUCUGGUGCCGCAGAGGAAGAUUUAGGCGAUGGAUAGGGAGCUGGAGGUGGAAAUGGAACUGGAAUUGGAGCGAUGGAAGAUGGAGAUGGAGAUUGGACGAGGAGGAGGAGGAGCAGCAGCUGGAUCAACAGGAGGAUGCAUUGAUUUGAUUUUGCAGCUUGUCUUAGUAAAUGUUUAUUGCCUUAGUGUCUAGGUUUGAUCUACAGCAGAAAGGGAGCCCCCAGCCCCAACCAAUCCCACUUCUAAGUUAGCAAGAGUACACCCCCGCCCCCCCUCUCAACACCACCUCAUCUACAUGCACACACACACACACACACACACACAGGGGAAAGGAGAACGUUGGAUGGAGGAUGUAGCUAAAUCUAUAAAUCAGUUUUUAUCUAUAGUCCAAAUCGAGUUGGCAGCUCUGCGGCCGUAUUGGCAAAGGCAAAGAACAUUACAACAAUUAAAUAAAAGAGAGAAUUUAAAAACGAAAGAGAUGAAGGAAAGAUAGAGAGCAAAAUGGGGGGGGAGAGUGAUGUUUAGUGGAUUAGGCAAAAUGAUUUCAACGGGAAUUUUGGUAGACAUAUCAUUCAUGUUUGUUAUACAUAUACAUAGAGACACACACACACACACACACACACACAGAUUGAGUGUAAGAGCAAAGAAUAUAUGUAAUAAAAGUUAUAUGAGAGAUUCGUAGGAGAGAAAAUCCAUUUUGCAUCAACGAAUUGUAUGUCAAUUAGAGUGCGUUCUGGCAUAGCAUAAAUUAUACAAUUUCAUACGUUACAUAUGCAUAUCUAUAGAGAGAUAUAUACCGAGCAAAUCUAUUACAACUAAAUACAUAAAUUAUGUUAAAUGUAUCAACCAAAAAAAAGAAGAUAGAUUCAUUUCUAUGCUAAACCAAGAAAAAGAAAAAACAAAAUGUGUUGCAACAAUUCGUUAUCUUAAUAUAUAUAGAGUUAUAUGCAUAGAUAAAAGCCAAUCAAGCCAGCAAUCAAUCAAUCAAUCAAUCAUGUAGAUGUGUUGUUCGAUUAUAAAGGGGAAUUUUUAGAGAAUGUUACAACAAAUUGUUAAAUUGUGUGUCGUGUGUGUGUUCGUUCGUUCAAAUCGUUCAAAUCGUUGGAUAAAUGUUGCUAAAAUACAUAAAACAUAUUACAUAUAUCAUAUAUAUAUAUAUACAGCUAAUAUGUAUGCCCAUCCGGAGAGAGAGAGAGAGAGAGAGAACACUUAAUGCUUAUACUAUGUAUGUAACUAGAUCUAGCUUUUGCCCCCAAACCCAAACCCAAACCAACUCCAACUAUUUUCAUUUCCUCCCCAUUUCCCAUACCCAUUUCCACUCUUUUCCUUACGUUGAGUCGGUUUUUGUAUAUAUAUUCCCCCCAGCAAUCAGCAAAUUGCCGUGUGUGUACUUUAAAUGUAAUUCUUAAACUCUUUUUUUUUUUUUUUUUUUUUUUUUUUAAUAGCAUCUUAGGGCUCCUUCAUACGAGAGAGUUUAAUGUAUUUAUUAGGCAAAACGUUUUGUGUGGUCGAUGGAUGAGGAUAAGGAUAAGGAUGGAUUAUUGAUGGUCAGUUAAUUGUUAAAGAGAAUUGCGUAAUGCUUAAUUUAAUUUAUCGUCAUUGAUUACGCCCAAACCAACCCUCUUUUAUACUUAAUAAUUGCGUGUACUUCUCCUAAUUAUUACUAUUAAAUAUAUGUAUACACCAUUUUUUUUUUAAUAA
This is a messenger RNA of Drosophila subobscura, 4447 nucleotides long. It is a transcript of the gene Drak, whose product is annotated as death-associated protein kinase related. Gene Ontology annotation, molecular function: protein serine/threonine kinase activity; ATP binding. Gene Ontology annotation, biological process: protein phosphorylation; intracellular signal transduction; positive regulation of apoptotic process. Lineage: Eukaryota; Metazoa; Arthropoda; Insecta; Diptera; Drosophilidae. The record is from RefSeq and is a predicted model, not a curated record. Gene Ontology annotation, cellular component: nucleus.